Molecule: messenger RNA, 4625 nt
Organism: Zophobas morio
Lineage: Eukaryota; Metazoa; Arthropoda; Insecta; Coleoptera; Tenebrionidae
Product: acetylcholinesterase-like
Exons: 4
Coding region: 251-2203 (650 amino acids)
Biological process (GO): acetylcholine catabolic process; choline metabolic process
Cellular component (GO): plasma membrane
Molecular function (GO): acetylcholinesterase activity
Source: RefSeq, a predicted model, not a curated record
UCUAUGAGUGCAGCAGCGUCGUCUCACAGUUGCUGGUCUUAGGUCACUUACCAUGUAUGACCACAUUAGCGUCGACGACCAGUGGUAGUGUUCUGUGACUUAAAAAAAAAUCGUCCAGUGGCGCCGAGCCCCGAAAAAAAUCGAACGCAGGGGUACUGAGUGCCGGUUACUCCGACCUAGCUGAGCAAUAUGCCACCGCAUGCUGUGUACUGUUGACAUUCAUCCAGUAAGUAAGAAUUAUUGAAAAGCGAUGACUGGAGCGUGGGCGGCCUGCCUGCUGGUGAGCUUUCUACUUCCCUCAUGCAUCCCGACAGCGCACCGAGGCCGCCACCACCCCCCCGAGCCUCACGCCGAAGCCUACCACAUGUCCCGGGACACGUUGUUCGACCCCCACCGGGACUCGGAGGAGUUCCGUCGCGACGCCCCCGACGACAAGCGGGAGUUCACCAGGCGCGACUCCGAAGAUGAUCCGCUCGUGAUCCAGACCAAGAAGGGCAAGGUCCGCGGCAUGACGCUGACCGCCGCCACCGGCAAGAAGGUGGACGCGUGGCUGGGCAUCCCCUACGCGCAAAAGCCCCUCGGCGGGCUGCGCUUCCGACACCCUCGGCCGAGCGAGAAGUGGGACGGCGUCCUCAACGCGACCGCGAUGCCGAACUCGUGCGUACAGAUCAUAGACACAGUGUUCGGCGACUUCCCGGGCGCCACCAUGUGGAACCCCAACACGCCUCUGAGCGAGGACUGCCUGUACGUGAACGUGGUGGUGCCGAAGCCGCGGCCGACCGCCGCCGCCGUCAUGGUGUGGGUGUUCGGGGGCGGGUUCUACUCGGGCACGAACACGUUAGAAGUUUACGACCACAACAUCCUAGUUUCCGAAGAGAACAUUAUUCUAGUUUCGAUGCAGUAUCGGGUGGCUUCGCUCGGUUUCCUCUAUUUCGGGACGCCGGACGUUCCCGGAAACGCCGGCAUGUUCGAUCAAAUGAUGGCGCUCCAGUGGGUACACGAUAACAUCGCCGCCUUCGGCGGCAACCCCAACAACAUCACCCUGUUCGGGGAAUCGGCCGGCGCCGUCUCCGUCUCCCUCCAUCUGCUGUCUCCCUUGUCGAGGAACUUGUUCUCGCAGGCGAUCAUGGAGUCGGGGAGCGCGACCGCGCCGUGGGCGAUCAUCUCGAGGGAGGAGAGCAUCCUGAGGGGGCUGAGGUUGGCCGAGGCCGUCGGUUGUCCGCACGAGCGGCACGAAGUAUCGGUCGCCAUCGAUUGUCUGAAGAAGAAGGACCCGGUGGAUCUGGUCAACAACGAGUGGGGCACGCUGGGGAUCUGCGAGUUCCCCUUCGUGCCGGUCAUCGACGGGGCCUUCCUCGACGAGUGGCCGUCGCGGGCCCUCGCCAACAAGAACUUCAAGAAGACCAACAUCCUGAUGGGCUCCAACACGGAGGAGGGCUACUACUUCAUCAUCUACUACCUGACCGAGCUCUUCCGGAAAGAGGAGAACGUUUACGUGAACCGGCAGGAGUUCCUGCGGGCCGUCACCGAACUCAAUCCCUACUUCAACUCCAUCUCGCGUCAGGCUAUCGUCUUCGAGUACACCGACUGGCUCAACCCGGACGACCCCGUCAGCAACCGCGACUCGCUGGACAAGAUGGUCGGCGACUACCACUUCACCUGCAACGUCAACGAGUUCGCCCACCGGUACGCCGAAACCGGUAACACCGUCUACAUGUACUACUACAAGCACCGGACGGUGAACAAUCCGUGGCCGUCGUGGACGGGGGUGAUGCACGCCGACGAGAUCAACUACGUGUUCGGCGAGCCGCUCAACCCCACCAAGAAGUACACGCCGCAUGAGGUGGACCUCAGCAAGAGGAUCAUGAGGUAUUGGGCCAACUUCGCCAAGACCGGGAACCCCAGCCAGUCGCCGAACGGCGUCUGGACGCCGACCUACUGGCCUCCGCACACCGCUUUCGGACGGGAGUUCCUCACCCUCGACAUCAACUCCACUGCCACGGGCCGGGGACCCAGACUCAAGCAGUGUGCCUUCUGGAAGAAAUACCUACCUCAGCUCCAACAGCAAACGAACGAUCUCCAGAACCAGCCGCCUCGCCAGAACUGUACCGACGGAGCGAGCUCCUUGCGGUGGUCGCUGGGCGGCGCUGGCACCCUGCUGAUGGUGGCGGCAGUGGCGGCGCUCCGAUCGGGGCCCUUCUAACAGAAAAGAAACCAACCCAGAGGAAUUCCCUUGAAGCGCAUUAGGAACAUAGCGCCUUGAAACAUAUCCGUUAGUGUGUGAGGCAUUAAAAUUCAUCCAAAACCAACACAAAACAAGGAAUUCGACGAGUCGAUUUAUAGAUUUUCGCUUUUACGCUACGUAGAGUCAAUCAAUGCUGCAGCAGACUCGCUUGUGACGUAACAAAAUUCAUGUUCACCCGGCCUAUACAGGUGGCUGCAAUGCGAUCGGAAUUGUCGAAUCGCGCUGAAAGACUAAAAGGAAAAGAUCAUUUUUCUGUUUUUCGCAUAGGUGGUGAGAGGGCGCUGCCAGCGACCAUACGCACUAAAUUUUUAUACUUCUUGUAAUGAUACGGACCAGUGUUUACGAGGUUGCAGAGAUUGCUUCUUAGCAGCUUAAUGUUAGGGCCUAUUACUGUUAGUUCUUAGCCACUAUCACUUAGUUCUAGGGCUGUGCAUUUACAUGUGAAACGAAUUUUCUGUCUCCCUUUGGCCGGAUCUGUCGUCGCUCUCAGCAAAGAUGGGCAGGGACGGACGCCCUGAACAAAUGCCAAAUUGAUUAAAAAAACCAAAAAAAAAAAAUCAUGGAAAAAACAACUACAUACAUAAAACUAAACUCUGCUAUACACUAUGUCUUUGCUGCCUUAUGAAUUCAUGAACAAAUAGUUGACAAAUAACUAUUGGAUCUCUCUAUCCUAGUCUAGUAGAUAGUACUCUAGUGCCUCCGCGAUAGUAGUAUUAGCGUUCUGAGUGAUUUUUAUCGAUUAACAAAACAUUUUCAUGUCACGUAGUCACUCAGUCGCCUUUUUUCUUACGCUCGCCCUGCAUUUACUACUCAAACAUAUCCAGAUUAUGGUGCAAAACAAAACUAUCUAAAAUACCUAAUUAAACUUAGAAAAUACUCUCAAAACACUCUGUACAUAACUAAAGAACAAAAAAAAAACAACUCUUAUGUUUAGCUGAAUUGGAUGUUGUAGAAAAGACGGCGGACGCCACGUUGCAUCCCAGCCAAACCUGUACAUAUCCGUGAUGCCCCCGCCCCCGAUUAGAUCAGUAUUACCAACGCUCCAGCGUCGUGCCACUAGAACCUCAGACUGUCGUUGUUGAUUUUUUCUUUUCCCUCGUCUCUACUCGUAGAAAAUCGCACGAAAGUGGAACGUGGCGACCUCUGUCACUCUGUAGAUAAGUGUUAGUUAAGUUAUUGGCAUCGAUAGGUAAGAAGUGGCAAUGCUUCUGAAUUAAUUAAAGUCAAACUAAUAAUUGUUAUCACCAGAAAGCAGAUGGCGCCGCGGCAUGACGGCGCACGAGAUUAAGCACGUACGCCGUGUUUCCGCCGCCCCCUCUGCGAAACUCGACCAGUAAUGUAAAUUUUGUAAUGUUGUCGUAGAUUUUCAUAAAAUUGCACUGGGUGUGAACUAGAUAAUCGUUUUAUUUUUUAGAUUGACGAGAACGGUUUAUUUCGCGUUGAUCGCUUUACAAUGAACAAUGACGAUGUAAUUUGCAGUUUGAUGUGAGCAUUCACGACAAAAUGUUUAAUGUUAUUUUACUAUUAACAAAGUUUUAUAAAAGACACUGCGACUGGCUGAAAAUAAUACUUGAAACAAACUCUAGAGAAAAGUAAAGUGUCUCGAGAAUAAGUAUUAGGUGUUCCAGAAAUAAAUAAUGAACAUAUCAUUAUAGGUUUAGUCAGAUAGAAUAAACUACAUAUCCAUGCUUUAUGAUACUCAGUACAGUUUGUAGGCUACUCUUUGAUUGCUUAGAAACGAUAAUCUUUGUGAUAUUUUCCUUGAGUUGUUGUAACUGACCGUUGCGUACCUUAUUGCCGAACCAACAUGUGUACCUUUCGCAUUGUGAUGGACCCACAUUCUUCCAAAACAUAUCGUUUCUAAGUACUUGAAUAUGUUCAAAAUACGGCUUGUCAGAUUCUUCCAGUUUCAAUCUAAGGGCUACCUUCGAGUAAUAAUUAAGCAAAAAGGAAAAUUAACUAAGUAUAAACUUUAAAAGCCUAAUAGAAACAGCGAAAUUUAAAAUGAAAAAUUGUCCAAAGCAAUUUAUUCUUCUUAUGAAUUUAUUUUAUAAAACUAUUUAAACUUAGUUAUUGUGAUAAGAAUAUAAUAUGAAGAGAAUAUUUAAACGGUAUACUUAUAUGGGUUAUAUUCUCGUUUGCGUUCAGAGAACUUACCGACCGUAGUAUUCGUUUUCGUUACGUUUACCGUCAUGUUAGUCGAUACAGUACUACAACUAUUUAUGCUACUAUAGAUGGCCUAUAGUCUACAGUAAACUAUGCUUAUUAUUUAAAAUAUAUUGUAAAAUAUUAUUAUAAAUAUAUUAUUGAUUAUAGGAUUGUUGUAGGCCAUUGGCUGUAUAAUUAUUAUUGAAGAUUGAUUGAAUUAAAAUAAAUGAAU